Hyaloscypha bicolor E is the source of this 2280-nucleotide messenger RNA. Its product is annotated as MFS general substrate transporter. The record is from RefSeq and is a predicted model, not a curated record. Bases 313 to 2076 code for a protein of 587 amino acids. Gene Ontology annotation, biological process: transmembrane transport. The transcript is spliced from 4 exons. Gene Ontology annotation, cellular component: membrane. NCBI's taxonomy places the organism in Eukaryota, Fungi, Ascomycota, Leotiomycetes, Helotiales, Hyaloscyphaceae. Gene Ontology annotation, molecular function: transmembrane transporter activity.
CAUGCCUUCCAUCCAGCUUUCAGAUGGAUCGAUCGAUCAUAUUAUUUGCAGCGCUCUCGGCCGGGCAACGACCAGCCUUGUCUCGCUCGCCGCGGGCUGCACGGCUGAUACGACGCUGCGGGUAACUUACAUAAAUAUGCUGUCGAUCGGCACUCGGGACAUGAGCUCCCUCCAGCUCUAUGUUGAUGUUGGACGAGGCUCCUCGCGGGAAACUCUACUCUUCUGCUCUAACUCCACCAAAGUUUCGAGCCGCGAGAUUUCCAUCUCCAUCUCCAUCCCCAACGUACCGCAUUGGUCCUGGUCCUCAUCGACAUGGCACAUUCAACCAGCGACGGCGAACAUGCCGUGACCCCCACAGAGCAUGAGAAAGAAGGUCACUCCCCCAUGGUCCAGCAGGUCGGAGCUGAAGCUGCUUUCGACAUCGAUGCCCACGAUUUACCCAAAGGCUACUUCCGCAGCCCUUCCUUCCUAGGAACAAUGCUGGCGGUUGGCCUUGCUUUCACUGGAGGCGGUGGCACAUUUUCUCUCGUUGCACCUCUCCUUGGUGUCAUCAACGACGAUAUUGGUCCCGAUCCCAAUUACCUCUGGAUUGCGCUAGUCUACACGCUCACGCUCUCAAUUGGACAAGUUCUCGUCGGGCGUCUGUCCGAUCUCUUUGGACGCCGAUGGUUCUUUAUAUUGGGAUCUGCUCUCGCUCUUAUUGGCUGUAUUGUUAGUGCACUUGCGACAACAGUUCCUAUCUUGAUCGGCGGGUCCGUUUUGGUCGGAUUCGCAGCGGCUCCUCAACUCUCGUACACGUUUGUGGUCGGAGAAAUUAUACCUUUCAAGCAUCGAUUCAUUAGCCAGGUAUAUUUGUAUCUUUGGGUGACAGCUGUAGUAGGAUUCGGGCCCGCAAUUGCGUACGCCUUUGUGCAACAUACAAAACAUACAUGGCGCUCCUGUUAUUACCUAAUGAUUGGCAUCAAUGCCGCAUCUACGCUAUGCUGGUUUUUCUGCUACUUCCCUCCUACGUUUGAUGAUAAGUACAAACACAAGAAGACCAAGCGACAAGUUUUCAUAGACUUCGACUUUAUUGGCCUGAUACUCUUAGUGGGUGGUCUUUUGGUCUUCCUUAUGGGUAUAUCUUGGGGAGGAUCUUAUUACCCAUGGAAGUCUGCGCACGUUAUUGCAACUAUUGUAGUUGGAUUUCUUGCUCUAGUCGCCUUCGUUCUUUACGAGGCUUUUAUGCCUCUUAAUGAACCGCUCGUCCCUAUGCACCUCUUUAAAAACGUCCCAUGGGUGGCAACUAUGAUGGUGGUUUCUCUUGGGGCCAGUGUCUAUUACGCCUUUGCUAUCGUCUGGCCAACAAUGGUAUUCUCGCUCUAUACGAGCGAUUUGACGUAUGGAAGCUUGCUUUGUUGCGUCACUGGAUGUGGCAUAAACGCUGGCCAGCUACUUGGUGGUAGUCUUUGUCGAUACCUUGGCAAACAACGAAGGCAAAUAGUGCUGGGAGCAAUAAGUAUGGGAAUAUUCCUUGGAGCCUGUGCAUGCGCAACUCCAUUCAACCAAAAGACCGUUAUUGCGUGUCUCUUCCUCGGAACCGUAUCUGUGGGCUUUAUGGAUUCCAUUGGCCUUACUAUUACCGGCAUCGCGAUCAAAGACCAGUCCGAGAUUGGGACUGCCGUUGGGGUCGCGGGCUCAAUGCGUACUGCUGUGUCGACGGUCGCACAAGUCAUCUACACCGUGAUUCUCACCAAUCGCUUACAACAGACGAUCCCCCACGAAGUCCCACCGAAACUCAUCGCGGCAGGCCUACCCGCCUCAUCUGUCCCGUCAUUCCUGGCAGCAGUCGCUGUCGGAACCCCCGCUGCGUUCGCCAAAGUUGACGGACUGACUGCUUCCAUCGAGGCAACUGGAAUCGCGGCCUACAAGCUUGCAAGCUCCCAUGCCUACCAGACUGUUUUCUAUUCAACGAUCGCUUUCAGCGGUAUUUGCGUCUUGUGUGCUCUCCUUACUCCUAAUGUCGAUGAUCGCAUGACGGACAAGGUGAUCGUAACGCUCCAUCGUCACCACGAUGAGGAAAUUGGCGAGAAGUAAACCUUUCCUAUAUAAUAGUCAUAAUUAGGCAACGAAAGAUCGGAACUCUCGGGAAAGGUGAGAUCAGAGAACAUGACAAGGGUAGUUGAUGGGUAAGGAAGAAGAGUUUCUCGCGCUUUCGUGCUUUCCGGCAGCACCCGGAAUAAGAGCAAUUUCACUCCAAUUCAAAAGAAUGGGAUCCAGGAGGCUUUCAAUAUCCAUUGU